UCUAAGUUGGGGAGAGCUGUGCCUGCACCAUGAGGCCGGCGCUCGCCCUGUGCCUCUUCUGGCAGGCGUUUUGGACCCCGCCGGGGGGUGCCGAGCACCCCACGGCCGACCGCGCAGGCUGCUCGGCCUCGGGGGCCUGCUACAGCCUGCACCACGCGACCAUCAAGCGGGCGGCGGCCCAGGAGGCCUGCAACUUGCGCGGCGGGGCGCUGAGCACGGUGCGCGGGGGCGCCGAGCUGCGCGCGGUGCUCGAGCUGCUGCGGGCGGGCCCCGGGCCUGGAGGGGGCUCCAAAGACUUGCUGUUUUGGGUGGCCCUGGAGCGCGGGCGCUCCAACUGCACCCUGGACCAGGAGCCUCUGCGGGGCUUCUCCUGGUUGUCGUCGGACGUCGGCGACUCCGAGGGCGACACGCUGCGGUGGGUGGAGGAGCCCCAGCGCUCCUGCACGGCGCGCAAGUGUGCCGGGCUUCAGGCCACCCGGGGGGUGGAAGCCGCCGGCUGGAAGGAGAUGCGGUGCCACCUGCGCGCCGAUGGCUACCUGUGCAAGUACCAGUUUGAGGGUCUGUGCCCCGCGCCGCGCCCCGGGGCCGCCUCGAACUUGAGCUACCGCGCGCCCUUCCAGCUGCACAGCGCGGCGCUGGACUUCAGUCCGCCCGGAACCCAGGUGAGUGCCCUCUGCCCCGGGCAGCUCUCCGUGACAGCCACCUGCAUCGCAAACCGGGGAGGCUGGCGCUGGGACGGGAUCGCCCCGGGGACUCCACUCUGUCCCUGCCCCGGGCCCUACCGACGAGCCGGCAAAUGCGCGCAGCUCGCAGAUUGUCUAGACGACUCGGGACGCUUCAGCUGCGAGUGUGCCGAGGGCUUCGCGCUGGGAAAAGACGGACGCUCUUGUGAGACCGGCGGGGCAGGACGGCGGCCAACUCCAGGAGGGACCCAGAUGCCCGGCCCACGGCAGCCGUCCAGCACAACAAGCCCCGUGCCCAAGAGACCUGAGUCGCCCAGCGUCCACCGGGAGCUUGGAGAGAUGCCCGGGGCUCCGGGACAAGGCGGUUCUACGACGUCAAGUCCCAAGAUGCCCCGGUGGGGAGCACAGAGCACGACAUCUGUCCUUCAGGUGACUUCUCAAGCCGCCAAGCCAAAGGCCACUGCCCCCUCCGCAGGACGAACAACUCCUCUGUUUAAUUCCACUUCUUCCCCGGCUGUCUCCCAGGUAUUCGACUCGUCCACCGUGGUCUUCAUUCUUGUGGCCAUCGCCAUAGUCGUGCUGGUGAUCUUGACCAUGACAGUACUGGGCCUUUUCAAACUUUGCUUCCACAAGAGCCCUUCCUCACAGCCCAGCAAGGGACCCCCGGCCAGGCCCGGCGUGGAGAGCGGAGCCGAGGAGACCUCUCGGCGUUCUGAUUCUGUUCCUGGCCCAGACCAAGGGGGAAAGCUGACCCGGGACAGAGCCGACGGCUCUUGGUUGGCAGAGCCCACUCCAGGGUCCAACGAUACAAAGGGAAACAGGGGACAGUGAGUCCAACGAUACAAAGGGAAACAGGGGACAGUGAGUACUUUUUAUUUGCAGACUGUUCUUUUUUCCCCUCCUCACUUUUCCAUGAAAAGAGGAAGAAGAGGAGUUUAUGUGUGGGAAAGGCAAUUUUCUUUACGAAUUCCUCCUCUCUCUAAGAUGUGUCAUCUCUCAUGAGGAGUUGUUUGGAGUGAUCCUCCUUUGAAGAUGGAAGAGGUGGGGAUGCUGGUUGAUACCGGGGAUCUUACCGGGAAAAGUUUGGCAACAUUUGGAGAAGUGAUUGAACUUUUGGCGACAUCGUAAGCGGACAGAAAGCAGAACGCAUAUUUUAAAUUUCAUUUUUUACCAAAAGGGAAAGGUAGCCUUUGUCUACAUUGUUCAGGAUGGGAAUAGAUUGGUUUGAAUUUUCCAGACAGGAACUAAAUAAAGUACUUUUUAUAACCCAG
Molecule: messenger RNA, 1954 nt
Organism: Sorex araneus (European shrew)
Lineage: Eukaryota; Metazoa; Chordata; Mammalia; Eulipotyphla; Soricidae
Gene: CLEC14A
Product: C-type lectin domain containing 14A
Exons: 1
Coding region: 30-1514 (494 amino acids)
Biological process (GO): cell migration
Cellular component (GO): extracellular matrix; external side of plasma membrane
Molecular function (GO): extracellular matrix protein binding; extracellular matrix binding
Source: RefSeq, a predicted model, not a curated record